GCGGCUGUGAGGAGCCCCCCGGCCCGGCCGCCUCUCCACCACCCCCCCCCCUCCCCCCCACGUCGCUGGUGGGGAAGCGCCGGGCCGAGGCCGGAGCCGGAGGACAUGGACAAACUGACCAUCAUCUCAGGAUGCCUCUUUCUGGCCGCCGACAUCUUCGCCAUCGCCAGCCUGGCGAACCCGGACUGGAUCAACACCGGCGAGUCCGCGGGUGCUCUUACAGUUGGCCUUGUGCGACAAUGUCAAACCAUUCAUGGACGUGACAGAACCUGUAUUCCUCCACGGUUGCCUCCUGAGUGGGUCACCACCUUAUUUUUCAUCAUCAUGGGCAUCAUUUCACUGACUGUCACAUGUGGCUUGCUAGUGGCUUCGCACUGGCGAAGAGAAGCAUCUAAAUACGCACGCUGGAUAGCAUUCACUGGAAUGAUCCUAUUCUGCAUGGCAGCCCUAAUAUUCCCCAUAGGAUUUUACAUCAAUGAAGUGGGAGGCCAACCUUAUAAACUGCCAAACAACACAGUGGUUGGGUCAUCUUACGUCCUGUUUGUUUUAUCCAUUUUCUUUACAAUAGUGGGACUCCUAUUUGCCGGCAAAGUGUGUUUACCCGGCUGACGAAUAUAGAGACACCUGCUUCACUCGGUCAUGAAAGAAAGUAGGACAUCUGACGCAUUCUCGGGAGGAUGUCAGUGUCGGGCUGUUACUGUCUUACUGGAACAAGGAGGUCUCUGUUUUCACUAUGCACUUUGGAUUUUUUAAAAAUGUUAUUUUAUUUUUAAAACGGAGAGCCUUUCCUAUAACCAAAUACAGACAACCUUGACUCAUCUCCUGAGCAUCCGGAUACGGUCAGGUGUGCACUGUGAUAGGAACUAGUGUAGAAGAUUUUGGUUUUUGUUUUCUGCACUGAAUAGCAUUAUUGUGCCGCCCAUCUCUUCGCCCUGUUGCUGUACUGUACCCAUUUAAAAAAUAUCUUGACAGUUUUCGCAAUCUCAACAAAGUAUUUAUGAACUUUGGUCAACCAGAGGUUUGCCAAGGAAAUAGGAAGUGGGGCUGGCCUCACUUUUGUUAGGAGAUUAGCAUCUUCCUUCUGUGCUGGGCAAGAAGCAUAUGCCACCAAAAUCAAAAUGAAAAAAAAAAAACCACACAGAUCAAUCUUAUGUUACCUGUACCCAAAAGCCAAUAGAUCAAAGGUGUUCUUGGAAAUCUGUUACAAUAAAAUGUCUAUCUGCCGCUGUC
Pogona vitticeps (central bearded dragon) is the source of this 1230-nucleotide messenger RNA. RefSeq names its product modulator of smoothened (gene MOSMO). Gene Ontology annotation, cellular component: ciliary membrane; Golgi apparatus. Gene Ontology annotation, biological process: negative regulation of smoothened signaling pathway. Lineage: Eukaryota; Metazoa; Chordata; Lepidosauria; Squamata; Agamidae. The record is from RefSeq and is a predicted model, not a curated record.